Molecule: messenger RNA, 1509 nt
Organism: Neolamprologus brichardi
Lineage: Eukaryota; Metazoa; Chordata; Actinopteri; Cichliformes; Cichlidae
Source: RefSeq, a predicted model, not a curated record
AUGAUUCUGACACAGGAGGAGAUAGAAGAUGAUGAAAAUGUCAGGAAAACAGAGGAUAUUAAGAAUGAUCUCAUGGAGGCACUAACAGAGUAUCCUGAUGCUAAGAAUGCUCUGGAGGACAAAGGCAGGGCCAUUCUGAUGAAAGACAAUCUCAUAGAUGAGUCGCUUGUCGGUGCUACCGAUGCUAAAAAGGACGACAAAAAGGACGAAAAGAAGGACGACAAAAAGGACGACAAAAAGGAAGAACCGAAGGAGGUGUGGAUCAUGGACCCAGCCACGGAUAUGUAUUACUACUGGUUGCUCACAAUAUCUGUCCCAGUGUUCUACAAUCUGAUAUUCCUGGUGGCAAGAGCUUGUUUUAAUGAGCUACAGUAUCAAAAUUCAACACUCUGGCUGGUUUUGGACUAUGCGUCAGAUGCCCUCUACUGCAUGGACAUCUUUGUGAGAGCCAGGACAGGUUUUCUGGAGCAAGGACUUCUUGUAAAGGAUGAAAAGAUCCUGAAAGAAAAGUACAUGAAGACACCUCAGUACAAGUUAGACAUGUUCUCACUGAUUCCUACUGACAUUGCUUUCUUCUAUAUCGGAAUCCACAACCCAGAGUGGAGGUUCAACCGUCUCUUUAGGUUAGGCCGUCUCUUUGAGUUCUUCGACCGGACUGAAACGCGAACCAAUUUUCCAAACAUCUUCCGAAUCGCUAAUCUUGUACUUUACAUCAUCAUCAUCAUCCACUGGAACGGGUGCCUGUACUUUGCCGUCUCAAAAAUACUUGGUUUUGGGUCAGACACUUGGGUCUACCCCGGGCCACAAAAACCAGAGUUUUCUCAGCUGUCCAGACAGUACAUUUAUUCCUUUUACUGGUCCACUCUUACCUUGACCACUAUUGGUGAGACACCCCCGCCGGUCCGAGACGUGGAAUACUUUUUUGUCGUGGUUGACUUUCUUACUGGGGUUUUGAUCUUUGCAACAAUUGUUGGAAAUGUUGGAGCCAUGAUCUCCAACAUGAAUGCUGCACGUGUAGAGUUCCAGGCGAAGAUCGACUCUAUCAAGCAGUACAUGCAAUUUCGGAAGGUCACUAAAGACUUGGAGGCGAGGGUGGUGAAGUGGUUUGACUACCUGUGGACUGAGGGGAAAACCUGCGAUGAAAAGCAGGUGUUAAAAAAUCUGCCAGACAAGCUGAAGGCAGAGAUAGCCAUUAACGUACAUCUGGAAACCCUAAGAAAAGUGCGCAUCUUUCAAGACUGUGAAGCUGGUUUGCUUGUUGAGUUGGUCCUGAAGCUCCAGCCUCAAGUUUUCAGUCCUGGGGAUUACAUCUGUAAGAAAGGGGAUAUUGGUAGGGAAAUGUAUAUCAUCAAAGAAGGAAAGCUCGCUGUAGUAGCAGACGAUGGUGUUACCCAGUUUGUGGUCCUUAGUGACGGAGCUUAUUUUGGAGAAAUCAGCAUCCUUGGGAUCAAAGGUAGUAAGGCAGGUAACCGAAGAACAGCUAACAUUCGAAGCGUGGGCUAUUCUGAU